Messenger RNA from Trichoderma breve, 702 nucleotides. RefSeq names its product heterokaryon incompatibility protein (HET) domain-containing protein. The transcript has a single exon. The record is from RefSeq and is a predicted model, not a curated record. NCBI's taxonomy places the organism in Eukaryota, Fungi, Ascomycota, Sordariomycetes, Hypocreales, Hypocreaceae. Bases 1 to 702 code for a protein of 233 amino acids.
AUGUUUGUUGCACAAUACAGCUGGACGUCUGUUAGUGACUUCCUGAUACCUGUUCAGUCUGAAGACUGUCCUAAGGCGUUUCCCGGACGAGUAAUUCGACCAGGUCAAAUUGAUGUUGAACAAGUCCAUCAAUGGCUGCAACAAUGCAACACAGAACACGCGGGAACAUGCCGACAUCUCAAUACACCAGACUCAAACAAGCUUGGGAAUAUACUGGUUAUUGAUGUUGACGCUCAAUGCUUGAGAUUACUGCCAAACAACGGCCGAUUUAUCGCCCUCAGCUAUGUGUGGGGAGGUGUUGAGCAAGUCGAGACAACAAUGAGCAAUUUGGAAGAUUUUUGUGUUCCUGGUGCCUUUGGCCAAAUUGCACGUGGCAUUCCGAAAACAAUCAGAGACGCUAUGGAGUUUGUGAAGCAACUCGGGGAAAAGUUCCUUUGGGUUGAUGCUCUCUGCAUCAUCCAAGACGACUCAAGCACAAAGCAGCGAAUGAUUGAUCAUAUGAAUGUUAUUUACGCGAAUGCAUAUGCUACCCUAUUCGCCGCGUCUGGAGACAACGCUCAUGCCGGUCUACCGGGAGUUUCGCCGUCCUCUAGAACUAUUGAUCAGCCCAUGGCUACGGUAGCUGAUGGGCUGACUUUCCUUUAUCCAACUUCCUCUAAAGAAUUAAAGAAGUCAGCUUGGGCAACACGAGGCUGGACAUAA